Messenger RNA from Penaeus vannamei (Pacific white shrimp), 351 nucleotides. Lineage: Eukaryota; Metazoa; Arthropoda; Malacostraca; Decapoda; Penaeidae. The record is from RefSeq and is a predicted model, not a curated record.
AUGGGACGCAGCCUCUCGGGAAUCAAGGCAUUUGGCACACGAGAAUUGUCAGGAAUCAAGGAAUUUGGCACACGAGAAUUGUCAGAAUCAAAGGAAUUUGCACACAGAGACUUGUCAGGAAUCAAGGAAUUUGGCACACGAGACUUGUCAGGAAUCAAGGAAUUUGGCACACGAGACUUGUCAGGAAUCAAGGAAUUUGGCAGACGAGAAUUGUCAGGAAUCAAGGAAUUUGGCAGACGAGAAUUGUCAGGAAUCAAGGAAUUUGGCAGACGAGAAUUGUCAGGAAUCAAGGAAUUUGGCACACGAGAACUAUCAGCGAAGAUCUUUUUAUUAUCUCUGUGCUUCCCAUGA